AAGAACUUUGGCACAAGUUCGAAAAAGCCUAGACUGUGAACGAAGAUCAGAUGAAUACCGUCAAAGCUGCGAAACCUCUUCUCCUAAGAACAUCGAGUCUAUGAUCUCUUGACAGAAAAUAUUUUCAAACUCGCCUUCAAAUUUCUGACUAAGCCCCAAACGCCAUACCAGGAACUCCUUGGGACGUGGACGUGACCGUAGUUAUCGGCGGGCUUAGCCGGCAUCGAUCACAAAAGACUCCAGCUGUAAUCGCAAGAAAGCAACUUGAUUUCUCAUAGAAACGACCUGCGACGCCAUUCACCCUUUUCCUUCAGGAUACCGACUGCCGCUAGCGAUCUUCGUCAACUCUCGCUUUCCAACCUUCCUCCAUGUAUCUUCGAUUCAACCACCCCUCCGUUUCCUAGGUCUGGAUGUACUUGGGACAAACGGCGCAAGCACAACAUCACUUCUGCAUGCGACCGUAACGUGAGCAGAUCACGGAUGACCGCGCAGACAUGGCUUCUUGGAAUCAUUCAAAUGGUACCUCUCCAUACUAUUCGCCCUCAAACUCAGCGUCGUCGCAGUUUCUGGUGGGGCCUGGAAGUUCAGAGCCUCGUCGGGACAGUCACAUCUACUCGCCUUCACCCACCUCAUUGCCUUCUCACCAACAUGGCGCUCAUGCACAUCUUCUUGCUACAGGUCGACUGCCAAACAAUGUCCCCACUACUGCCAACGGAACACCCGCCUUUCCUCAGCAGCAGCAAUGGAAUCCUGCCGCCUUGUUGAAUCCGCGAGGCUUCCACUCUACCCCUUCGAGCAACGCCACAAAUGGCUUUUCGAGUACGAGUAAUGGAACAAAUAAUGGCAAUCUUACCUUUCAAUUCGAUAGCCCCGGAGGCUCACAUUACAAUGGUCCUACCCCUUCUCCCAGCAAUGAGAACAUGCGACCAAAUGGUACAAAUGGGAAUGGAUUUGCCGCCUACGCAAAUGGCAACGGACAGAUGAGAGGCAUGGCACAUAUGCUAGAACGAGUGCACAACGUAGCGGACCGGGACAUGAUUCCUCAAAAGCGAAGAAAGAUAGUCGACGAGCGCGAGGAGCAGGGAAAAGGCACAUUUAAUGGUGGCGGAAAGGGCGGGGUGUUGGGACAGUACAUGAGAGAACAGAAGGAGGAAGGUCGAAAGCAAGUUGCUGCGAGAGGUACAGCGCCUGUGGAUAUCUCAAUCGAAGACGACGACGAUGUUCAAGUCGUUGGUAGCUCGGACGACAAAGAGGUUUGCUACGGCCGAAUCGAAGGAUCCGAGAUCAAUGUCUUCAAGGUCCCAACUCCAAAGCCAGGUUCUGUGGCAGUGUCCAAUGGUUUCUGGCCUCAAGUCAAGAUCUUAUUACGCAGACGCCAUGGCGACAAGACUAACGUGGUCCAUGCUGUUGAUAGCACCCGGGGGACUAUUGGUUGCCUCGACGUAAAUACAGCUAUCGGAUUAGUCCCUCUCUUGGAUUCGAAGUUUGGCAUUCGGACAGCAGCAAGAAUUCUUACCAGAGCACGGAGACCUGGUGAUCUACCUCCAGGAUCUGAUGUAUCUUGUCGGUUCCCUCUCGAUCUCAAUGUUUAUGGUCCCAAGAAGCACGCUAUCCAGGUUGGCCGCUUCCUUUCUCAAAAGCAACUUUGGCUUCGAACUCCUCUCUUUGUUGAGGCUGGUGUCCUACUGCAUAAUCCGCAUACCAUCGAAAAGCCUCCUCAACCUCCUGCUCGGAAUGUUUCAUCAGGACCAGUUGGUUAUUCUCGUACACAAGCACCAGUACGUACCACUGAGGAGAUCCGAAACGACAUCAUUGGUAUGUUCGAUAAUUUAGAACGUUCUGAAAAUCUCCAAGAGAUGGAAGCAGACCCCCGUAUCACGACUGAGCUUCUGAAGCAUCAAAAACAAGGUCUUUAUUUCAUGACCAACAAGGAGAAAGAACGUGUUUUUGGCAAAGAUGAGAAAUGCAAUAACUCUUUGUGGCGACUCAACAUAUCUCCUAGUGGCGAGAAAACAUAUUUCAAUGUCAUCACUGGCCAAGAAGAACGUCGGAGUCCGCCACAGGUUCUUGGUGGUAUCUUAGCUGAUAUGAUGGGUCUUGGGAAGACUUUGGCUAUUCUUGCUCUGGUAGUACAGACUCUUGAUGUUGAGGCUCAGGAGUGGGCAAAGCAGACUCCUUGUGCAUCACAAGACGAUCGAGAUCUUUGUCCUUCACGAAAGGGGAAGGUGGCUCUGCCGAAGCUUGAGCAGACUCCUCUUGUCCUGAAUGCUAAGACCACCUUGCUUGUUUCACCUGUUUCCACAAUUGCCAAUUGGGAGCAACAAAUGAGGCAGCAUAUCAAGCCUGGUACCCUCAGAUAUCAUAUCUAUCAUGGACCCAACCGGAUCAAAGAUGUCAAAAAGCUUGCUGAGUUCGAUCUUGUCAUUACCACCUAUGGUUCCAUUGGUCACGAAUUCAAACACCGAGCCCAAAAGAAGCAUGGCGUCUACCCGCUUGAGGAGAUCAACUGGUUUAGAAUUGUUCUGGAUGAGGCUCAUAUCAUUCGAGAGCAGUCAACACAACAGUCAAAAUCUAUCUGUCGCCUGGCUGCAAAUCGCAGAUGGGCUGUGACUGGAACUCCAGUUCAGAACCGUCUAGAGGAUCUGGGUGCUUUGAUGGCUUUCUUACGCAUCAAGCCGUUUGACGAGAGCCGUGGUUUUGCUCAAUGGAUCAUGGCCCCUUUCAAGAUGUGCGAUCCUGAAAUCAUACCUAAACUACGACUACUGGUAGACAGCAUCACUCUUCGACGUCUCAAGGAUAGAAUCGAUCUUCCAGCACGCCACGAUCACCUUGUUAAGCUUGACUUCAGUGCUGAAGAGCGGGUUAUCUACGAUAUCUUUGCUAAGAACGCUAAUGAUCGCGUCAAGGUCAUUGUUGGUCAGAGAGAGAAGAACGUCAGCGGAGGAAAGACCUAUGUCCAUAUUUUGCAGUCAAUUCUUCGUCUUCGAUUGAUCUGUGCUCAUGGCAGAGAUCUUCUUAGCGAGGAAGACUUGAAGGUCAUGAAUGGAUUAAGCAAGGACUCUGCGAUUGAUCUGGACAGCGAUGAUGAAGAGGAUCGGCCAGCCAUGUCGGCACAGCAGGCCUACGAUAUGUAUAACUUGAUGAGAGAGACAAAUGCGGAUGUUUGUCUUACUUGUCUGCGGAAGAUUGGUCCUGACGAAGCAGAAGCAGAUGGGGAGGCAAAGGAUGAGAUCAUUGGACAUAUGACACCAUGCUACCACAUCAUUUGCAACACUUGUAUUAAGAGAUACAAGGCUGACAUGGAGGAGGCAGCACAAGGUCAAUCCACAAUGAAUUGUCCAAUUUGUCAACAAUAUAUCAAGCUGUUCUACUUCCCUCUGAGACAAGGAGGAGUCGAGGAGCAAGAAGAGUCACGACUUAAGUCUAAACUCAAUGCUAAGCAUGGAAAGGAGCUCAAUGGCUACAGCGGUCCUCACACGAAGACAAAAGCUCUGAUCCAAGACCUUCUUGCAUCCAGACGAGAAUCGGAACUGGCGCCUAACGAACCCCCUAUCAAGAGCGUUGUAUUGUCAGGCUGGACCGCACAUCUUGAUCUCAUUCAGCUCGCACUAGAAGACAACAGCAUUCCCUACUGUCGACUCGACGGCAAGAUGUCCCGCAUUGCUCGUGGUCAAGCAAUGGACGUGUUCCGCGACGAUCCCAGCAUUCUCGUCAUCCUUGUCUCCAUCACAGCUGGUGGUCUUGGCCUCAAUCUCACUUCUGCCAAUAAGGUCUAUGUUAUGGAACCCCAAUACAACCCUGCGGCAGAAGCCCAAGCCGUCGAUCGUGUUCAUCGACUAGGUCAAAAGCGAGAGGUCCAGACAGUGCGAUACAUCAUGAACGACAGCUUCGAAGAAAAGAUGAUGAUCUUGCAAGACAAGAAGAGAAAACUUGCACACCUAAGCAUGGACAGCGAAAGUCGCGGUCGCUUCGACAAAGCAGAGCUAGCACGAUCGCGUUUGGACGAACUGAGGAGCUUGUUUAAGUAGAAUUUUCCCCUUUCUUUUCCUUUGUUUUCUUGCUUUUGGAAAUGGAGUUGAGCGAACAAUAGAGGCACGGCAUACGGUACAAACCCAGACAUAUGGCAGGAGUUUUCGGAUGGACAACAGGUUUUUCGGUCUGCGUCUUCUUCAGCGUGGGGCUGGUCUUCAUUCCUGCAUUUAUUUUCCCGUUAAUGAGAUGAUUGGUCUUUGGAGAAAUAUAUCUAGAUGUGGGCCUACGGGUACCCAGGUACAGAGGACAGAUGCAUACUCUAGGCGUUCCUCUGACAUUGACAUGAAAUGAAGUUGAAUUUUUGCGCAUUCAUAAAG
Molecule: messenger RNA, 4349 nt
Organism: Mollisia scopiformis
Lineage: Eukaryota; Fungi; Ascomycota; Leotiomycetes; Helotiales; Mollisiaceae
Exons: 1
Coding region: 495-4028 (1177 amino acids)
Molecular function (GO): ATP-dependent chromatin remodeler activity; ATP binding
Source: RefSeq, a predicted model, not a curated record